Saitoella complicata NRRL Y-17804 is the source of this 2322-nucleotide messenger RNA. RefSeq lists its product as uncharacterized. Gene Ontology annotation, molecular function: DNA replication origin binding. The record is from RefSeq and is a predicted model, not a curated record. The transcript has 2 exons. Gene Ontology annotation, cellular component: nuclear pre-replicative complex; DNA replication preinitiation complex; nuclear origin of replication recognition complex. Gene Ontology annotation, biological process: DNA replication; DNA replication initiation. NCBI's taxonomy places the organism in Eukaryota, Fungi, Ascomycota, Saitoellomycetes, Saitoellales, Saitoellaceae. Bases 1 to 2322 code for a protein of 773 amino acids.
AUGCCACCCGGUCGCGAGUCCAUAUGGCACCGGGACGAAAACAGUGAAACCUAUCGAGAAGGACGACCGCCGAAGAGGAGACGCCUAGGGCACGCGUACACCUUCAAACCCCUGUUGAAUGGAAAGGAGAACAAAGAAGCCGUGAGAUUUAGGCAGACGUUGUAUGAGUGGACUUGGGGUGAGCAGAAGCGCAAGAUUGAGCACAUCCUCAGCAGUGUCAAUGAACGGAUGCUCGUUGAGCUUGGCGACUUUGUCCGUCAUGCCUACACUGAAGAGCCGGCUGGCGUCCCUGUGGGCCUCGUCCUGGCUGGACCCAACAUCUCUUCGCACUCCCGCCUCUUCAAUCAGAUCACCUCUGCAACUCGGGCCCUCAAUUGCGGACCUGUGAUUCUCCUGACCUCACGAGAUGCACCAAACCUCAGAGCCUGUUUGAAGAAAAUCAUUGAGGGUGCAAUGGAUGCUGUUAUGGGAGAGACUGAGGAGGAUGAACUUGCUCCUUUGCGAUCUGGUGGAGAGAAGAAGGGAAUCAAGCUGGCAAACUACGAUUUGAAGAUUCUGGCAGCGUGGAUGAAGCACAAGUUGGGUGCAAUGAGCGCUUCUGCGGCUUCCUUCAAGAUCACCAUCGCAGUGCAGGACACCGAAACUCUUCCCGGAAACCUCCUUCCGCAACUCCUCAACCUUCUCCACAACUAUCUGCCUCAGAUCCCUGUCGUGGUUCUUUUAGGUAUUGCAACUUCCCUUCAACAUUUCCAAGAAACUCUACCGUCCGCCACCACCCGUCUUCUCCUAGCCCAGAAAUUUGAUGUCCGACGCGGAGAGGAUUGUCUUGAGGUCAUUGUGAGAGAAGUCCUCCUUGCACCAAGCAACAAGGUCAGACUAGGUGCCAGACUGUACGAGUUCUUGUGGGAUAAAUGGAGGAUGCACACACAGUCUAUCGAAUCUUUCGUUGAUGGAUUGCAGUUUGCGUACAUGUGUCACUUUUACGCAAAUCCCUUGUCUGUGCUCGUUGCAGCACCCGACACGAUGAGAGAUCGGCAGACUUGGGACACAGAGGAAAAUCAGGAAGGUUGGGGGGCACUUGAGUCAUGUUGGGAGGCCGUCCUGCAGAAGGAACACUUUCAAGCCAUCCGAACUUUGCCGUCAUUCCGUCACUUUGUUUCGAAACAAUUGGAAAUGCCAGACUGCAGGGCGGGGCGGGUUCGUGCCCUGCUUGAAAAUGACUUGACUCUGAGUUCUCUCAUUUCUGAAUUUGCCGCCGAGAACGUAAAGCAUGCCGCACAGCUUGAGAUGACGUUGAAUGUUUUGGAUGCUCUGCAAAGCUCACUGGUGUCCACCGCUGUGAAGAAAGGUCGAUUGGAGGUUUAUCUGAUGGCAUUGCAAGGUGAUAUUGUUGAUGGUCGAUGGUUGAAGGAGAUGCUCAUGUUGAUGAAGAAGAUGAACUCAGGAAGUUUGAAGCAGUUCCUGGCCAAGUGUGUGGAGGGAACAACAGGCUCCGAUGUGAAUGCAACAUUUGUCGGUCUCUUGGACGAACUGGUCCAGAUCUUGGAGGCAGAAGCAGUUAAAAUUGCAGUGGCAGAGGAAUCGUCAGAUGAAGAGGGGGAGAAGGAUCGCGGGUUGGUCUCCGAAUACACGCUGCAGGAGGCUAAAGAGGGAGACCGUGCAACACAUGUAAGCAAAAAGAUCCGCAUUGCUUCGUCAAAAGCAAGUAUGCGAAAUGGUGAAGUUGCAUACACAAAGGUCGUCGAGAAAGUACAUGCACUUCUGAAGGAGUACCUUGAGGCGUCAUUGAAGUCAUACACGGAGUUGACAUUGCACGAAGUGUUCUAUUACAAUGUGACAAAGCCGCAUCAGGAUGCAUUCUCCGCACAACACCGAGCAGCAAUCCAGACAGCCCUUACCCAACCCCAUCACUACCUCGCCUGCAGCUGUUGUGCACCACCUCAAAAUACUACUCGCCGUGAUGAAGAGAUCUUUGAUGACGAUGCAGAUGGGGGUCUCACGACGCAGCCAGACACUGCCAUUCUACAUCAAUUGUACAUGGAGUGUGGGUCAUUGAUCAAUGUCUAUGACUGGUUUACUGCGUUUGGAUCUAUUGCAGAGAGACGACACAAGGAAGACGAGGAUGAUGGAGACGAGGGUCGAGGGGUGUCCGAGGACGGGCAAGCGAGAUCACGGCACAAGGAGGACGAGGAGGAAGAAAGGAAGCAGGGUGACCAGGCGAGGUUCUUGAGAGGAAUGGCAGAGAUGCAGUUCAUGGGAUUCAUUAAACCGACGAAGAGAAAGACAGAUCACGUCUCUCGUCUCGUCUGGGGGUCAGGGUAG